Molecule: messenger RNA, 534 nt
Organism: Staurois parvus
Lineage: Eukaryota; Metazoa; Chordata; Amphibia; Anura; Ranidae
Source: the annotation of a GenBank genome assembly
AUGGCGUCCUCCCUGAGCGGGAUGUUCUCCGGUCAGCCGCCCGGUCCUCCUCCUCCUAUGCAGCCUGGAGGCGCCUCUGGGCUCAUGUCCACCCCGCCUGGGGCGAAGAACCCCGGGAACAGCACGCUGGUGGACGAGCUGGAGUCGUCGUUCGAGGCCUGCUUUGCCUCUCUUGUAAGCCAGGACUAUGUCAAUGGAACAGAUCAGGAGGAGAUUCGUACUGGUGUUGAACAAUGCAUUCAAAAGUUCCUGGAUGUUGCCAGGCAAACAGAAUGUUUUUUCUUGCAGAAAAGAUUGCAACUUUCUGUACAAAAACAAGAGCAAGUCAUUAAAGAGGAUGUGACAGAACUGAGAAGUGAGCUACAGAGAAAGGAAGCACUCAUUCAGAAGCACCUAACUAAACUCCGCACCUGGCAGCAGGUUCUGGAAGACAUUAAUGGUAGCCAAAAGAAGACAACUGAGAUGACACAAGGGCCACUUGCUUACCUGGAGCAAGCGUCAGCCAAUAUCCCUGCUCCUAUGAAGCAGACUUGA